Messenger RNA from Malassezia globosa CBS 7966, 780 nucleotides. RefSeq lists its product as uncharacterized. Lineage: Eukaryota; Fungi; Basidiomycota; Malasseziomycetes; Malasseziales; Malasseziaceae. Gene Ontology annotation, cellular component: peroxisome. Bases 1 to 780 code for a protein of 259 amino acids. The record is from RefSeq and is a predicted model, not a curated record. Gene Ontology annotation, molecular function: delta(3)-delta(2)-enoyl-CoA isomerase activity. Gene Ontology annotation, biological process: fatty acid beta-oxidation. The transcript has a single exon.
AUGUCGACCGAGACCAGUGUGUACAAGGCUCGCGAGGGAGACAUACCUUUGUUGCGGUCAGAGUUUCAUGUCGAGAAGCGCAUCUGGGUGCUCACUUUGAUGGGCCAACAGACGCCUGAUAACCGUUUGACGCACUCGUUUAUCCAAGAGGGUAUGAUUCCUGCUUUGCGCGACAUCCGAGCACAAUGGAAUGCUUGGGUCGAGCAGGAUGAAGCAGAGAUGGGAGCUGCUUUGGUCACGACAGCUGAAUUGUCAUCAAAAAUAUUCUCGAAUGGACUGGACUUGUUUAAUGCAAUUGCUGAUCCGCACUUCUUCAACGACUACCUGAAUGCUAUGUUUACUGAACUGCUGACAUUUCCCAUUCCGACCAUCGCUGCUGUUACAGGCCAUGCAUUUGCAGGUGGAUGUACGUUGGCACUCGCACACGACUAUCGAGUGAUGAACAGCAAGCGAGGUUAUAUUUGCAUGAACGAAAUCGAAUUUGGAGCACACAUUCCGCAGGGCAUGCUGGGGGCAAUCAAGUCAGUCGUAAAGACUUCGCAAACAAUGCGAAAGCUUGUUCUGGAGGGUCAUCGGUUCACAGGCGAGGAAGCAUUAAAAGACGGGCUCGUUGAUGCGACCGCCGACUCUGCAGAGGCGACGCUCCGAGUUGCCAUGGACAUGGCGGACAAACUUCGUUCCCGGUGUGCAAAGAAUGGUUGGCAGGUAAACAAGGAGCUGAUCCAUCGGGAAUCACUCGCAAUGCAAUUUGAGCCGCCGCGUGUAUCAGCCAAGAUCUGA